CUGAGUAGCAAAGUAAAUAGUAUACUGCCCUUUUUUAUUGCACAUAUAUUUAAAAUGGAUUAAGUAGAUCAGACCAUAACAUGACAACUAAACAGUCAGUGGGUACAUCUGAUGUAAAAUGACAUAACUUCUUCAACCAGUGACUUCAACUCGCUGAACCAAAUCCCGACCGCAGAAGUCUGCUGUCAAUAACAAACCAUGACGCAAGUCACCAGGCAGCUUUGCCUCCACCAAUGGUGUGAGGAAGUAGGAUGGGUCAAAAUACAAAGCUGGACCAAAAUUCUGCAUGCUGACAUUGAACCCAUGCAAGAAGUCCUAUACGCCAAGUCAACCCAGACUUUAGCGCAAUGCCUUCGUUAUUCCAGACCUUGGACAUGGAUGAUGAGCCACUUACAUGGUGGUCCUCGUCUUCUAGGAUGGGACGCGAACCUGAUUUGAAUGUUGAAGAAGUGUACUGUGAAAGCCACCGACUAGCUAUAGAGCAAUUGAUCACUGUUGGAGUCGACGCCUACCUGGAGUUCUUGAAGAAAGAGAGAGUUCGAAACUUUCUCUCCGAAGACGAGAUCAAAUUUAUUUUGCAGUCAGCCGCGGUUCCUAAAUGUACACCCCAGUCAGGGAAUAGUGGAGCUUUUGUGCUGUCCGAGGCCACCUCUCUUGCCUAUUUCCCCGACGUGUCUGAUGUAGCAGCCCCGUCUCUAGAUAUUGGAUGGCACGCUUUCUCACCUGACUCGGUCCCAGGUGAAACCACAGCCACUGCACACUUUCAACCGAAUUUUUCACCCUAUACGCCUGUUAAAAGCAUUUACAGCUGCAAGGUGGCGGCGAGAAAGAUGAUAAAAGAAGCAAAAGAGGUAAUUGCUAUAGUAACAGAUUCCUUCACAGACGUGGACAUCUUCCAGGACCUGCAGGAGGCUUGUACCCGACGCAGGGUUCCUGUGUACAUCCUGCUGGACCAUGAGGCCGUGCGCCCUUUCCUGCAGAUGUGCAGCAACAUCAACGUACGCUUGGCGGAGCUCCAGAAAAUGCGUGUGCGGGCUGUCACUGGUUUUAGGUUUUUCACACGCACUGGAGCACGCGUUACUGGAAGGAUUCACGAGCAGUUCAUGUUGGUCGAUGGGACCAAGGUUGCCAUGGGCACUUACAGGUUUAAAUGGACAGACGGCAGAAUAAACACCUGCAACAUGAUUGAACUGACAGGCGAGGUAGUUAAUAAGUAUGAGCAGGAAUUCCAGCGCCUCCACAAGAAGUCCCUCGCUGUGAACAUCAGGGCAGUGCUCCCUCCCCAAGCCCCCCAGGCAUCCACUCUCAAACCAGCCUGUCUGAACAUCGCGCCGAGUCGAGCCCAGGCCCUUGGGGUCGUCCUAUCCUCUGUCACCCCGGCAGCCAAGGUUACCUCACCGCCAGCUAAUCCCUCAGCAGCCUUAGGACAUUCCGCCUGCCACACAUCCACUCAGACCUCCAGCCAGUGCGUGACCCAAGGCACGCAAACUGGUGCCAUCAUCGCUCAUCAGCCUCGCAUUGCCCUCUGCUCCACCUCCUCCGCGGAGGCCGACUCAUCUGGUUCAGAGUCUGCUUGCACCACCCCCACCGAAACCAGCUCUGUAAUGCAAACAAUAGCAUCACUGUCAGUCAACCCGUGCCCCACCCCGACACCUUCCAUCCUCACGUUAACAGGACACAGCCGAUCUAAAGAGCUACAACAGCAACCACAGAAGUGGUAUUACCCUCCUCCUUCUAUCCUGAGCUCGCUGUGCAACAAAAAAGACUCCAUGGGCUUUUCCAGUCCUUCCCUGAGGUCUGGCUCGCAAUGGGGCUGCAAGGCCCAGCAGAGCACAAGGCCGGGACCUGGGCUGACCAUGGGGAGCAUGCUCAUGGCUAUGCCAAUGAGGUCUAGGUUCCAGCAGUAAAAACAUGAGGUCUAGAUACCUACAGUGAAAAGGUACUGCUAGCCAAAACUGCACUGAGGAGAGUCUUGGUCAGUGAAUAUUGCUAACUGUUUGUCAGAGAACCUUACCUUAAGAGAUGGAGUGUGUAGAAGACACUUAUCCAUGCAGGUCAUUUUAGGAUAAUUCAGUGUUUUCUUAUGGAAAAUUCCAGUGAAUGAGGAGAGGUUAGCUAGAAAGGGCUCCUUGAUGUGAAAAGCCAUCUGGAGGGUAACAGGGUUUACAACUGUUUUUAUUGUUCUUAUCCAUGGCCUGGUUUUCCCACACAAAAAUUUCCAUUCAUAAGAGGUUAUGUCAGAGGCUCUAUUCUACUAAGGUGACGAGUUCUGAUGAGACAAUGCCCACACAGUAAUCUGUAGUUCACUAUAACACUGUCAUUGCCAAAUAGUGCCAGAAAUCUGCAACUCACCCCUACCUCUUGCCUCUUGAGCUUAGGCUGAUCUUGUA
Clupea harengus (Atlantic herring) is the source of this 2390-nucleotide messenger RNA. RefSeq names its product scaffolding CK1 anchoring protein D-like. Gene Ontology annotation, biological process: positive regulation of cell cycle G1/S phase transition; regulation of ERK1 and ERK2 cascade; protein localization to mitotic spindle. Gene Ontology annotation, molecular function: protein kinase binding. Gene Ontology annotation, cellular component: mitotic spindle pole; cytosol. Lineage: Eukaryota; Metazoa; Chordata; Actinopteri; Clupeiformes; Clupeidae. The record is from RefSeq and is a predicted model, not a curated record.